This is a messenger RNA of Pseudozyma hubeiensis SY62, 1239 nucleotides long. RefSeq lists its product as hypothetical. The transcript has a single exon. The record is from RefSeq and is a predicted model, not a curated record. NCBI's taxonomy places the organism in Eukaryota, Fungi, Basidiomycota, Ustilaginomycetes, Ustilaginales, Ustilaginaceae. Bases 1 to 1239 code for a protein of 412 amino acids.
AUGGCAGCCACUGAUACGGAAUCCGAUCCCCUUGGGACAAAGCCUGACCGCUCAUCCAGCAGCGUAUCCGAAGGAGCCGAUCCGCCGAGCAAGCUUGCAGCGACGGUAGAGAAGCCCAUCUUUCCGUUGCUUCGGCUUCCCCAGGAGAUCGUGCUCAGAAUCUUCUACCAUCUGUAUCUGGAAGCCGUCUACAUGCCCCACAAGAGUGGUGAACGACAUCGUCAACGCCUCGCCAACUGGUUCAAGUUCCAGCUUCCUUACGUCCACAGUCUCUUCCACCAACUCUUGAUGCCAGCACUCCUUCCCUGCGUCGGUAUUGCCUCCAGAAGGGUGGGGUCGAGGCAUGCGGGGUCCGAGACUCCCCUUUCCGAUCUUGUGUCGUACCCGGCACUCCUCGCUCAGCUGCGUCACCUUUCCAUCGAUUUUGACAGGCUGGGCCAUGACGUAGCACAUCUUGACCGAGCACGUCUCGGACACGCAUUUCUCAUCAUUGCCAUGUCCUCUCGUCAACUUGAAACGCUCGAGUUGAGCGACCUCGUCCUGAUUGAUGAUGAUGAUUCAACGGAUCUCUACAAGCUUGAUCCGUACAAGUCCUACAGUAAGGCAAAACCUUGGCAGUUCGACCUUACUUACAGCCACCUUUUGCAAGUUCUGGCCGACAUCGACAUCGAGGAGGAACGACACCUUAUCCCGCGCUUCAAGCAAGCAUUUGAAGAACAAGGAAUGUGCUUUCCGCGUCUCAAGACUGCGCUGCUGAUGGACGGCAAUGGCGGAAUCUCGGUCAAGGAUUACGCCAAUCUUUUCCUGAUCCCGCGAGAGCUCUGCAACGGUCAAGUCAACGAGACACAAUGCAACAAGUCGUCGACCGAGUGCACAAACCUCAUAACUGCAUGUCCGGCUCUAUCUCAUCUCACCCUUGUGCUGUGGUACGACAAAUUGCUCAUCGAUCCUGCUUGGCUCGACGCAAUGGCCCACGUCAGAAGACAUCACGACCGUCUCGACACGAUCACGCUGGUUUCUCGUCGACUGCGGUAUGAGCCUCGUCUCUUGGGUGCCGGUGUGUCUCUGUCGCAGUGGUUCGAGCGCGACGUGUUGCCAGUGCUUAGGCAUGCUUUCUGGAUAUCAUGGAAGCAUCUUAUGGAUGUGGUUAUCUUCAUCUUGACCCUGAACGAUCAUGAAGUGUCACAAGCUAUCAAUACGCUUUGGAUGCCGGCCUACAAGCGCCUCAGGGAACUUUAA